AUGGCCAUUAAUGGAGCAUUAGACCUAAUCAGAAAACAUAAAUUGGAAAAAGUUAUAAUUUUGUCAGAUAGUAAAUCUGCUUUACACGCUUUAAAUAUACCUAAGGAUUUUGGCAAUCCACUGAUUUUCGACAGUAUUAGAAAGAUAGAAGAUUUAAUUAAACAGAAGCAUAAUAUCGAAUUAAUAUGGAUAAGAGGACAUGCGAAUAUCAUCGGAAAUGAGAUCGCGGAUGGGCUGGCCAAAGAUGCACAUAGCACAUCCACGAUUGUAAAUAAUAUUCCUGCAGUAGACCUUAAAGAAAUUGUUACAAAAAAUGGAAUGUCUCAAUGGCAAAAGGUAUUCGAUCAAGACGCACGUUUGAAAGGAAGACUUUACCAAUCGUGUAACCCGAAGGUAUCGAGAAGGACAUGGUUUCAAAAUAUUAAAUGGAACAGGAAAGAAAUAACUUAA
This is a messenger RNA of Ctenocephalides felis (cat flea), 450 nucleotides long. RefSeq lists its product as uncharacterized. The record is from RefSeq and is a predicted model, not a curated record. NCBI's taxonomy places the organism in Eukaryota, Metazoa, Arthropoda, Insecta, Siphonaptera, Pulicidae. Gene Ontology annotation, molecular function: nucleic acid binding; RNA-DNA hybrid ribonuclease activity. The coding region runs from base 1 to 450 and encodes 149 amino acids. The transcript has a single exon.